Molecule: messenger RNA, 789 nt
Organism: Magallana angulata
Lineage: Eukaryota; Metazoa; Mollusca; Bivalvia; Ostreida; Ostreidae
Product: multiple epidermal growth factor-like domains protein 10
Exons: 7
Coding region: 1-582 (193 amino acids)
Molecular function (GO): scavenger receptor activity
Source: RefSeq, a predicted model, not a curated record
AUGCGCAACAAAUGCAAUGAACACACCAAUCAUGGAUACGGUGCAGUUGUUGGUACAACGACUGAAGAUUUGACGACGUACAAAAUAGUUUCGAACACUAUUUAUACUAUAAAACAUACACGGGAUAUAUUAGCGUGUUCACCUGGACUUAGUGGAAACAACUGUAGCAUUCCGUGUCGCUAUCCCAGUUUUGGCCAUUUCUGUCAGAGCAAAUGCAACUGUAACAACUCCAGUUGCAACGCUGUAACUGGUUGUAUUGGUAAAAUGCUCAUGUUUUCUUCCACGAAUUAUUCUCUUUUAGUGGGCUCUCCAACGUUACACCCUGUUUCAAAAUCGUCACCAGUCGUGGAGUCAUCUCAUUUCCUUGAUAACAAAAUCACAACCCCAAAACUUUGCCCAGUUGGGUACUUGGGCGCAGAAUGUGAGAAAACUUGCAGACAUCCGACCUACGGUAGUGGAUGCCAGAUGAAGUGUAACUGUACAGAAGAACUUUGUGACCACGUGAAUGGAUGUAAGAAUAUUACUAUUGAACGUUAUAACAGCUCUGAAUUUGACAAAUUUUGUUCCUGCAUGAAAGUAUAAAUGUUGUGUAAAGUUAAGUGGUUGACUAUUUAUGACUUUUUCUUGAUAUUUGUUAAGUGUUUAGUAAUAUUACAAUUUAAAACAGAAGAUUAAAACAUAGUUUAAUUUUUUUCCAUCUACUAUUCUUUUUUUCAUCGUAGUGUCUGGGGAGGGGGAAUUUAACUUUUUCAUUUUUUUAAAUGUCUACUUAUCUUUCUUGUGUGAAUU